Molecule: messenger RNA, 749 nt
Organism: Ricinus communis (castor bean)
Lineage: Eukaryota; Viridiplantae; Streptophyta; Magnoliopsida; Malpighiales; Euphorbiaceae
Product: pathogenesis-related protein 1
Exons: 1
Coding region: 62-544 (160 amino acids)
Cellular component (GO): extracellular region
Source: RefSeq, a predicted model, not a curated record
UGAGAAUCUCAAUCUUUUCUACUCUCUGUCUCCCUAGCUUUGCCCCGGAGAGACAGAAAAGAUGGGGUUCAACAAGUUCAUAGUAGCUCUAUGUUUAAUGACAUUAACCAUAACUCCUGUCUCCCUAGCCCAGAAUUCUCAGAAGGACUAUGUUGCUGCUCAUAAUGAGGUACGUGCUGAACUAGGGCUGGGUCCGGUUCGCUGGAACGAAAAAUUGGCACUGUAUGCACGUAAAUAUAUACAAACCAAGGUUGAAACCUGCAUACUAGAGCAUUCCAAUGGCCCUUAUGGAGAGAACCUGGCGAAAGGUUCCGGUGAAGGCUUCAGCGGUGUGGACGCAGUGAAAUUGUGGGCAGAUGAGAAGCCUAACUACGACUACCUAUCUAACUCAUGUGCUGGUGGUAUGUGUGGACAUUACACUCAGAUCAUUUGGCGGGACACCAAAGAGAUUGGUUGUGCUAAAACUAAGUGCAAGGAUGGCUGGACUUACAUUAGCUGCAACUAUGACCCUCCAGGCAACUAUAUUGGGGAGCGUCCUUUCUGAGUUUAUUCUGGGUUGGGGAGUAUUCUCUGAAAGCUUUUUUGGUUAAAAAGAAUACAUGGUAGUUAAUGUCAUUAAUCAUCUGUUAAAAGGGUUUCACUAUUGCAUAGAAUUAGCAUUUUCAACAGGCUAAUUAAGUUAUGUGAAUACUCAAUAUAUAUAUGUAAUAUUGGUAUAAUCGUCAAUAAAGCUACGAACUUCCCCUGCC